Python bivittatus (Burmese python) is the source of this 3874-nucleotide messenger RNA. The record is from RefSeq and is a predicted model, not a curated record. Lineage: Eukaryota; Metazoa; Chordata; Lepidosauria; Squamata; Pythonidae.
GCUGCCCCCGGAAAGUGAGCAUUUUAUCCCCGUAAUAGCCGUCCCCAAACUGAGCGGUGGCUGGGAGUUCUGAGUGUGGUGUGUGGUUCCUGAGUGGACAAUGACUCAGCAGAUUGUAGUUCCCAGGAUGGACUUAAUACAUACUAAAGCAUUUUUAAGCCCCCUAAAGGGGUUCCUGAUUUUGCCAUCCUCAACCCAAGAAGAGAGAAGUGACACCAUGAAUUGCAAUUUAGAUGACCUUCCACAUUUGUAUGCCAUUGGCAAUAUACAAAAUGUGAAUCAAAAAAUCUCUCAUUUAGAACUGGGAGUGAGAAGAUAUGACAGUAGUGAUGUAGUGAUUGAGGAUACGAUGCUGAGGAAAUAUACAGGACUGAAGGGUCCUAGAAAAGGAAGACAUAUAACCAAGGGGAAAGAGAAGGAUCAGGUAGUGAUGCAGAAGUCUGGCAGGCACAGUUCAGACGUGGAUACUUUAAGACAUCAGAGCAAAAUAGCUCAGAAAAAGGUGGUCACAGAAAAGAAUAAACUUGUAGAAUUGUAUCAGUACCCAGGAUAUCGUAAGGAGGAACUGACACCACUGCCCAAUGGAAUACAGAUGGAUGAAAUUUUGGAGAAAGUGAUUCAUGCUCAAAGUAAAACUGCAGCUGGGAAGACACAGUGGGCUGUGAAAAUGCUGCACAGGUUUCUUGAUGCUCCAUGUACCCGAGCUGUUUUGCUGGAUAGUUUCUGGUGGCAGUUCCUGCACCUGUAUCAUCCAAAUCGAGAAAUUCAGGGGCAUUUGUUUGAACGUAUUGCAGAAAAUUAUGCCCGCAUUCUAUUAGGCUGUCACAAGGUUUCCAACCAGGAAUGCAUCCUCAAAUUUUUUCCAUCACUACUGAGUCAAGCCGUGUACACCUGCUUCUGCUCCUGUUUCCCGAGGUCCUGGUUUAAUACCUCUGAAUUCAAGGCCCAGCUCUGUGAUGUAUUCUCCGAGUGGCUGGGAGGUACACUGCAUGAACCAAGAAGUUUCAAUAAAUGGGAUUAUUCCCAGUUGGAACCAGAACGAUCCAGGAGAGAAGAUUUGAUGUCAGGAAAGAAAAAAUUAGGGACUGACACUGAUGUUCCCUUUGAGAGCUACAAGCAAUACAGUUCAAAGGGAAAAGCUCACUUGCAAGUUCAGAAGGUAAAAUAUGAAUUAGUUUAUCUAUUAGUAUUGGAGAUACAGCCAUUUCUAUUUCUAUUCUGUUUGGAAUGUGAAGAAAAGAAUUUACCAAAUGCUAAGGCUAGAUUUCAUGUCAAUUAUUCAAGUUUUCUUCAUCUUCUGAUCUUGAAGCAGAUUCCUUCAAGAAAAGCAUUUAACAUAUUCAUUAAAAAAGCCAGGAAAACUGUAUCUGGGAAAAAAGAUCAAAAGCAGCUUUCCAAAAAAGUUAGCACAUUGAAAAGUAAAGAAAUAAAGCAUGCUGCAUCAAGUAUUGACCAGCUUAAAGAGGAUAGUGAGAAAGAUGUAUGGAGCAGCCACCAGAACUUACCCCCUCAAAAAUUAAAGAUAACUUUGCUUCCUCGAGAGUCACACCCAGCUUGCCGUGGUCCUGAGUUUACAUGGCAUCGCUUCAAUAUUAGUGGUCACAGCCCACUAAUUCAACAUUUCUUCCAGAAACAGUGUGCUGAAUCAAAAUCGGGAUGUGACAUAUUUCUGUCUAGGAGGGAGAUAUGCAAACCAAUGCCUGAUUCUGUCCAAACAUAUGCAGAAGUGAUCAAGGAAGGUUUUCAUAUCCUCCACCAGAGGCGCAAAGCCUUCAGAAAAUGUUAUUGGAAACAAUACAGAGAAAUGAGGAAUUUUGAGGAACAGAACAAGUAUAACCAGGAACUUUACAGACAAGCUAUACAAGAAGAGAUGAAGAAGAGAAAGGCACAAAAACAAAAAGAAUUGCUUUCUCUCAGGGAUGGGCAGAAUAGUUCAGAACCUUCAUCCCUGUUUUCAAAAGAUUCAUCUGGGAAACACUCUAGUUAACUUAGAUGUCUCCUUUUGAACUGGACAAGGAUUAAAUUCACUGGAAGCAUGUUACAAAAAGACAAUUUAAAUAAAAUUAGUGAACCUAGGUUUGGUACAAAAUGUAAAUGCAUUGCUAAUUAAAAAUAAAUGAGUACUACUACAUUAAGGGGGAAGCAUAAGAUAAUGCUUUGAGAACACUACUGGAUAUAGUUUCUUUUAUUACUUCUGAAUAUGACAUGUAUAAUUAUUUCCCAUUAUAUUUGAUUUUGUUGUCAUUUUUUGUCCAGUUUAAGAAUAUAUUGACUCUAAAUUGGAUUAUUUUCAGCUUUUCUAACACCAGUUUCAUCUUAGACUGAACAGAUAAAGUAUUAACAGCAAUACUUCUUUUUUAAAGAAUUAUAAUAUGUAGGUUUCCUUUAGAAUGUUUAAUCUGUUAUCUGAAUUCUACAUUUUAGCUCCUAAUGAAUCUUAUGUGCCGGGUGUUAUUUUUCUUUGUUCCCCCACCUCAGCCCUAGUAAAAGAAAUUUUUUAAAGUAUCUCUUUUUAAAGAACAGCAUUUCCAAAUAUUAAAAUGUUUAUCCAUAUUGCAGUACAUAAUGUAUUUUUCAACUUAUGCUAGCACUGUUAUGUCUGUAAUAUGUUAUAAUUAUGUUGUAAUUUGAUUAUGUUGUAAUUAUUACAACAAUAGAUAUGGAUUGUAAAUAUAUCAAAUUAAGAGAAGUCAUUGUUUCUUUCUAUUCUGUGUUUGUCAGACCUCAUCUAGAAUAUUAAGUUCUGAGCACUUCCUUUUAAGGAGGACAUUGCUAAACUGGAGCAUGUGCAGAGGAGAGCAACCAAGAUAAUAAGUGGCCUAGAAAUUUAAAUUUGUAAGGAACCAUUGGAAGUGUUGAGUAUUCUCAGCCUGAAGGGAAAACUGGGGAGACAUGAUAAGUCUCCUCAAGUAUCUGAAGGGCUGCUAUAUACAAGUUGGGGCAGAAUUGUUCAAGUUGUUCCUGACGAUAUGACAAGAAAAAUUGAGCUUAAAGGAGGUAGAUGUUUUCAUUUGGUCACAAGAAAAAAUCCUAACAGUAAGAGCUGCUCUUCUAUCUAGCUGUUCUUAAUUGUUAGGAAGCUUUUUCUUAAAUCCAUUAUUCUGUGUUCUUUGGAAUGGUACAGCAGCGUUUCCCAAUCUUGGCAACUUACUGUGGAAUUCUGGGAGUUGAAGCCCACAUAUCUGGAAAUUGCCAGGGUUGGGAAAGUGAUACAGAGCAAGGCUUGACCAUCUUCUGUGGACAUCCUUUCAGGUUUUUGAAGAGUACUAUUAUAUCCCUGCUCAGUCUUAAGUACUCUCUUCAUAGUACUUAAAGAUUAGUCCUGAGGUCAUCCAUUUUUCUGAAUAUGUUCCAGUUCCUCUGAAUCUUUGAAGGGUGGUGCCCAAAACUGGGGAGAAUACUUCAGUUGGGAGUCUGACGAAGCAGAAUAAAAUUGGAUUUUUUGCCCCAGGUGUCUUGUGCUAUUGUGCAUAUGCCGCAACCAUCCAUGUCACAGUCACUUAAAUCCUAAAAACCUCUGGCGCUUAACCAAGGCUGAAAGCAACCUGGCAUAAUCAGAUCCCAGAGUUUCCUUUUUGGACCAGCCAUCCUGGGAAUCCUCCACUGGAAAAUGUGACCAAUAAGCAUCAACAACUCUUUUUACUUUAUCAUUUUGGACCAUCUCUGGUCAUUCCUCAUCAUGCCUCAUCACACAUACAACUGGUGUCUGUGUGAACUGAAAACAUCUUUAUUUGCAUUUCUAUUGUAUCAUGAAUUAAUCUACUUCAACUUUCCUUGCCAUGAAACAGUAAAUUUCUUUUGGACUGUGAGAAACCUUUGUACUGUAUAAAAUAAAGCUGUGUAUUAAAUGGUAUGUAUGUAUUCUUGUGAAAGC